Messenger RNA from Gracilinanus agilis (Agile Gracile Mouse Opossum), 1305 nucleotides. RefSeq names its product histamine H3 receptor-like. The record is from RefSeq and is a predicted model, not a curated record. Gene Ontology annotation, cellular component: membrane. The transcript is spliced from 3 exons. NCBI's taxonomy places the organism in Eukaryota, Metazoa, Chordata, Mammalia, Didelphimorphia, Didelphidae. Gene Ontology annotation, molecular function: histamine receptor activity. The coding region runs from base 1 to 1305 and encodes 434 amino acids. Gene Ontology annotation, biological process: adenylate cyclase-activating adrenergic receptor signaling pathway.
AUGGAGCCGCAGUUAUUAUUCAAUGCUUCAGGCAAUUCUUGUGCCCCAGAACUAGAGCAGGAGUCACAGCCAGCUGGUCCAGGACGCUAUCCCGGCUUGCAUCCUGGAGGGUUCUCGGCGCCUGUGGCAGCGUUGCUGGCCACGCUCAUGGCGCUGCUGGUGCUGACCACGGUGCUGGGCAAUGCUCUGGUCAUCCUAGCAUUUGUGGUGGAUCGGAGCCUGCGCACGCAGGGAAACUUCUUUUUCCUCAACCUGGCCAUUGCGGACCUGUUGGUGGGUGGAUUCUGCAUCCCUCUCUACAUCCCUUACGUCCUGACUGGAGAGUGGAAGUUCGGGAAGGGGCUGUGCAAGUUGUGGCUGGUGGUGGAUUAUCUGGUGUGUACUGCCUCUGUCUUCAACAUUGUCCUCAUCAGUUUUGACAGGUUCAACUCUGUCACCAGAGCGGUAACUUACAGAGCUCAGAAAGGGAUGACCAGAAAUGCUGUCUUUAAGAUGGUCAUAGUGUGGAUAGCAGCUUUCCUCCUUUAUGGUCCUGCCAUCAUCAGCUGGGAAUACAUUGCCAGAAAAAGCAUCCUGCCUCGAGGAGAGUGCUAUGCUGAGUUCUACUAUAAUUGGUAUUUCUUAAUGAUUGCUUCCACCAUUGAAUUCUUCACUCCCUUCAUCAGUGUCUCCUAUUUUAACCUGAGUAUCUAUAUCAGCAUCAGAAAGCGCACACUUCUAAGAAUGGACAACCUGGACUCCAGUAAAGAGAACUGUGAAAUGAAUCUCCUGGGGAAAAGAAAAGGGCAUGUCAUAUUUUUUGUUAAGCCAGCCGAGUGGAACAAGAACAAGAAGAAAGACCAUAGCCUCUUCCCCACUGGGCCCUUAGGUCCCAAGCAUGAUAGCCCCUCCUCCUUGGACACUCAUAGGGCACAAGAUCUACAAGUAAAAAUGAAAACCAAGCCAGGUCAAGUCUAUGAAGCCACAGAAAAUACCUGCAAAGCCACAAGGCACCCAGACAUUGCUAAGACAAUGGCAAACCGCCUUCGGCUCUCUCGGGACAAGAGAGUGGCUAAAUCUUUGGCCAUCAUAGUGUGUGUAUUUGGGCUAUGCUGGGCACCUUACACUCUGCUCAUGAUCAUCCGAGCUAUGUGUCAUGGGACAUGUGUCCAGCAUUUUUUCUAUGAAUUCUCCUUUUGGCUACUGUGGCUAAAUUCGGCCAUUAAUCCUGCUUUAUACCCACUCUGCCAUGUGAGCUUUCGGAAAGCUUUCAUUAAACUGCUAUGUCCUGGCAAAGCCAAAAUUCAUCCACAUAUUCUUAGGUGA